This is a messenger RNA of Macroventuria anomochaeta, 933 nucleotides long. RefSeq names its product ankyrin. The record is from RefSeq and is a predicted model, not a curated record. The coding region runs from base 1 to 933 and encodes 310 amino acids. The transcript has a single exon. NCBI's taxonomy places the organism in Eukaryota, Fungi, Ascomycota, Dothideomycetes, Pleosporales, Didymellaceae. Gene Ontology annotation, molecular function: protein binding.
AUGGUGCCUACAGUCGGGCUGCUCACGCUGCCCACAGAGCUGCUGCUGCUGCUCGCCGAGUCGUUCCUCGACCAGACCGACAUCAGCAGGCUGGUGUGCACGAACCGCUACCUUAGCAACGUGCUGUGGGAGCCGCUACUCCAGAACAACAUCGCUCACCACGGCAGCACAGCGCUGCUCUGGGCCGCCGCCAACAACCACACCGACUUCGCGCAGCAGCUCAUCCAUCUCGGCGCGAAUCUGGAAACUUCGCCGCAUUUUCUGGAACGCGCCAACAUCCCACGUGUUGGGCGUUACUGGGGCCGCAAUGUUCCCAACAGCGGCAGCUCGACGCCACUAUGCUAUGCCGUGCAGCGUCGCAACUUGGCCAUGGUUGAGCUCCUUGUUGGAGCUGGUGCGCUUGUCGUUGCUUUGCGCGGUGUCGGGUAUGGGCCUUUUGAGUAUGCGUAUGCGGCUAAGAACUCUGCUAUCAUCGACGUUCUUAUGAGCCAGCUGUGGACGAUCGAUGCUCCUGUUGGACGUAACGGCGAGACACCCUUGCAACUUGCUUGCCGCAACCGUUACGUUGACGGCGUGCGGCGUCUGCUGGAGCAAAAGGCGGAUCCAAAUGCGAAGAACGUGGUGCCAAAGGAGCGCUUCGGUCAUGUUCGCUCGUUGCUGGAUACUACGAGUCCGGGGUUCUAUACCUACGACCGAUUCGACUUGCCGACUGGAAAUCCACGGGACGAUGCCCUGGCGAUCCUGAGGAUGCUGUUCAACUGUGGGCUGGACCCAGAUGAAUCGUGUCGCUGUCGCUUGUUCAGAGUGGACCCAAGAGCGAGAGCAUUGCUGGAGAAGAAGAGUUCGUCCUCGAGUAGGGACAGGAAGCGCAGGUCGCAAGAGCAUCAGCGAGGUUUCCGUGGAGCGUUUGGACUGCAAAAGAAGCGCCGCUGA